This is a messenger RNA of Linderina pennispora, 198 nucleotides long. RefSeq lists its product as uncharacterized. Gene Ontology annotation, cellular component: cytoplasm. NCBI's taxonomy places the organism in Eukaryota, Fungi, Kickxellomycota, Kickxellomycetes, Kickxellales, Kickxellaceae. Bases 1 to 198 code for a protein of 65 amino acids. The transcript has a single exon. The record is from RefSeq and is a predicted model, not a curated record.
AUGACGCUGGGCACUGCCAUAGCUCCGUCCAGCAUCGAGGCCGACUCGCGCAAUUUCGGCGGCGACUUUGCCCAGUGGUUCUCGUGGUGCCAGACCUGUGGCCACGGCGGCCAUGUCGCCCACAUGCAGGGCUGGUUUGCCUCGCACCUGGAGUGCCCAGUGCCCGACUGCGCCUGCCAGUGCGACAAGCGGAGCUGA